UUGCAAUUUGAAUUUAAACUUGUAUUUUGAAGGAACCUCGGCUUGACUAUCCUUUCCAAUGGCUUGUAGUCUGAGAACGGUUCUGUGAACGAUGCCGCUUCGCUCGCUCAUAGUCGGUAUUAGAAGUCUUUCAGCUCGAGGAUCUUCAGCCUUCAGCCCCAACAAGUUUGGUUCCCUGCAGCGCAGCGACAUUCCUAUAGAGCGGCUUGUCGUGCCCAAACCAGAGAAGACGAAAGACUUCGCAAAAGAAAAGGAAUUUACUGUCUCCAAAAGAAAGAUAAAGGAGCUCAAAAUUCCAGUCGGUAUAUCGAAAACAGAGCGAGAGCGACUGGAAAAAAUUCAGUCCAGGGAAACACCUCCUCCAAGUCAUCUAUGCUUAAUUCAAUGUUCUAAGCCAGAAUUUAACCUUCUGGAAUGCAAACCGGGUGUCAGUCAUUCUUUAUGCAGUACAUAUUGGGAGAAGAACAAGCACAGCGACGAAUGGUUCAUUAUCAGGCGAAUGACGAAGGAGUCUCCAAGUCAAUUCGCUACUGAAGGGAAUUCAUGGGAACAUUAUGUGCCGGAUCGUCUUGAUCCGCUCAUUCGAGAUGCUCUUGCAGAUCUCUCCUUAAAAACUCCGACUCAAGUCCAGACGCAGUGCUUACAAGCAUUCCCAUCUCGAUACCAUUUAUUUAUUGCAGCCGAGACAGGCUCGGGGAAGACCAUUGCUUAUGCCGCUCCACUAUUUACCAAAUUAUUGCAAAGCAAGCGUAAGGGUUUUGUAGAGAAAGCUGUCAUUCUCACUGUUACGGCACCUCUGAAAAGGCAGACAUUUGCCGCACUUUCGAAAUUAGCAGCCAAAACUGACUUGAGGCUCUCGAUGUGCUCAUCGGAUGCAGGCUGCUCGGGUGAUUUCGACGUGCUCGUAGGCACUCCCGGCUUAGUGGCAAAAACACUUCGCAAACGUGGUGCUUCCUCAGAUAUCAAGCAUCUGGUUUUGGAUGAAGCUGAUAUGAUACUUGAUGAAAGUUUCACUGAUGUUCUGACGGAAAUCUUUGCCUUGGUACCUGUAUCCGACUCCAUCACAAAUCCAAACGGUGAUUCUGAUGGUGCGCGCAUCAUAUUCUGCUCUGCUUCUUGUCCAGAGGAGUUGGAAUGUCUUGCAGAUGGUGUUGUAGACCGCCAGCACCUGCGAUACAUCAAAAGUCCCAAAUUGCACAGUCUGUCUAAGAAUGUAGAACUCAAAUUCAUUCGAGUAAGGGAAAAGGACAAAAUCAUGCGGUUGCAAGGCCUACUCGCAGAAGAUAUGAGACGUGGUGAACUCAAUCAGACGAUGAUUUUCUGCAAGGACCGUGCAACAGCUUCUUUUGUGCAUCAGCAGUUGCAGUCUUUCUCUCAUCCUGUAACAUUAUGCAUCUCGAAUAUGGCUGUCGAUGAAAACUCGAGAAUUUUUGUCGCUACAGAUGUAGCAGCCAGGGGACUGGAUCUACCUCGUCUCAGCCAUGUGAUCAACUAUGAUCUUUCGCGGCACCUUGUCGACUUUCUUCACAGAAUAGGAAGAGUUGGACGCCUCAGCUCGUCAUUUCUUGGACGUGUUACUUCAUUCGUUCGCACACCCAGCGAAGUAAGAUUAACGAACGCUAUUGAGUUGGCCGCUCGCUUGGGACGACCAUUAUCGCAGAUAGAAACUGAUGUAUCAGGCCAGCUGAAGUUGGCUCGAGAAAACAGAGAUUAGAAAAUCUCAUGUGAAAGAAAGCAAAGACUAGAUAGAAGAAUUUUUAUUGUUCUCAAAGAAUAGAAGAAUAA
This is a messenger RNA of Cylicocyclus nassatus, 1785 nucleotides long. Lineage: Eukaryota; Metazoa; Nematoda; Chromadorea; Rhabditida; Strongylidae. The record is from the annotation of a GenBank genome assembly.